UGGUGAUGAUUGUCAGCUACCCCAUUUCCAAACUCUCCUCGUUUUCCCUUUCUACCAAAGACCAAAGUUGCAAUUUCUCUGAAUUAACAGAGGAUUCAAGAUGUCUUUAAGCUUUCCUCUUUACCUGAAUCCCAGCUUCUGUUGUAAUUAUCAAUUUGUGCCACCAAAAAGUUGUAGCAGUAGCAUUAGGAAGAGUGGAGAAGGCGGCAGCAGCAGCAGCAGGGCUGGGAGUAUGAAGGAAGCCUCUGCUGUUUCUUACAAGAAGUUCAUUGAUUUUGCUCUGGAGGAAACCAAAGUCCAUACCCAUUUGGCUCCUUCUCCACUGCAGAAGAAAUUCAAUUCCUUAACGAGUAUGGACGGGCGAACUGAACUCCAAAUGCUCUCAUUUGAAGCACCUAAAGUUCGACUUCUCCGUUGUUUGUCAAUUGAAGGGAAUGACGGCAUGGAGGUUUUGGAUUUUGCGGUGUUCCCUAAGCCAGAAUUUGAUCUUCCUAUAUUUUGUGCCAACUUUUUUACAGCUGCUAGCACAAACAUAGUUGUAUUGGACCUCAAUCCCUUGCAUGCUGUCACAGAUCGGGAUGACUACAAGGAGAAGUAUUACAGACACUUGAUUCCUCUUGGCUUAAAGUAUGCUGAGCUUUUACCCUGGGGUGGAAAGAUUACCAGUGAAUCUUUGAGGUUUUUCUCACCAAUAGUAGUAUGGACAAAGUUUUCUUCAAGCCAAAACUAUUAUGAUGUUUUAUUUUCUGCAUUCAAGGAUUACUAUAAGGCGUGGCUUGAGUUGAUGGAGCAAGCAACUGAAGAGAUUGAUACUUCUGAAAUUGUUUCCAACCGUGAGGCACAGCAUAGGUAUCUCAUGUGGAGGGCAGAAAAGGAUCCUGGGCAUCGACUUCUGAGAAGACUGGUUGGGGAAGCUCUUGCAGAGGAAAUACUAAGGAGCUUCCUCUUUAAUGGAGUUCAAGAGCUAGGGAGCAAAACAUUUUUGGAUUACUUUCCUGAGUACAGGAGUGACAACGGGACCAUAAACGAGAAGCGAAGCAUGAUUGGAAAAUCGUUUGAAAAUCGACCCUGGGAUACUGAAGGCAACUUUCUUGGAAACAGUCUUAGAUGAUCCUGUGGAUGGAGUUCUCAGAGAAGAUUCUUCUUCGGAUAGAAAGUUACCCCUGAUCCUGUUAAAAGGCAAAUUCCAUAUGUCAGUUAUAUUACACUAGUAACUCCUUUUCACUAUUCUCAGAUCUCAAGGGCAUUUCUACCUUUGACUGAAACUGGAGGCUGAAGCAACCGGCUGAAUUCAUCCGGCAGAUUACUGCACU
This is a messenger RNA of Coffea eugenioides, 1313 nucleotides long. Its product is annotated as phytochromobilin:ferredoxin oxidoreductase, chloroplastic. The transcript is spliced from 10 exons. NCBI's taxonomy places the organism in Eukaryota, Viridiplantae, Streptophyta, Magnoliopsida, Gentianales, Rubiaceae. Gene Ontology annotation, biological process: phytochromobilin biosynthetic process. The coding region runs from base 101 to 1111 and encodes 336 amino acids. Gene Ontology annotation, molecular function: cobalt ion binding; phytochromobilin:ferredoxin oxidoreductase activity. The record is from RefSeq and is a predicted model, not a curated record.